AUGGUGGACGACGAAAAGAUCGAAGAAGUCGACGAGGAACAUGCCGUCGCGCCCUUGUCCGAGAUCACCGCACAGCGCCCCGUCGAACCAACCGAUAUACAGCAACGACCCGGUGGCGCACCGCUGUAUGACACACAUGGAGGAAACGAUGCAAUCGCAGAACUCGUCGCCGAGCCUCCUGUCGAUCGAACAUCUUCUACACAGCAGCAGCAACAACAACGGCCUCCAAGCAGACGACCGUCAGCGGAACUGCCGUCGCUGUCGAACCUGGCGACAAAACUCUACACACUCUCGUACCUCGUCUUCUUCGCCAUACUUGGUACUCUGGCGCGUCUCGGUCUGCAGGCGCUGACGUAUUAUCCCGGCGCACCGAUUGUGACCGGCGUGCUAUGGUCCAAUUUUGGCGGCUGCGUGCUGAUGGGGUUUUUCGUCGAGGAUCGCAACUUAUUUCGCGAGGAAUGGGGCCAUCCACCACAUUCAUCAAACCAGUCGACGGACUCGGCGCGGAUCAAGAAGCACAAGACGGUGAAGAAGUCGAUACCGCUGUAUAUCGGACUGACGACGGGGUUUUGUGGUUCGUUUACGAGUUUCUCGAGCUUUAUGCGAGAUGCGUUUCUCGCGCUGUCAAACGACUUGACUGAUCCGUCUUUCUCGUCAUCGUCGGCUACGCAGGGCAGAAACCGAGGGGAUAGUUUCAUGGCGGUUGUCGCGGUGUUGAUAUUUACUGUGUCGCUCAGCAUCUCUGGUUUCUACUUGGGCGCUCAUAUCGCCCUCGCUCUCGACCCGUGGGUCCCCACGGUGCCGUUUCGCAUCACGCGCAACAUCCUCGAUCGGGUGAUGGUGCUGCUGGGCUGGGGAUGCUGGCUCGGAGCGGUUUUUAUGAGCAUUUGGCCGCCGGAGAACUCGUGGCGCGGACAGGCUGUCUUUGCGAUUGUCUUUGCGCCGCUGGGGUGUUUGUUUCGCUUCUAUGUGUCGCUGCUGCUAAAUCCGCGCAUUCCUUACUUUCCGCUCGGCACUUUUGCGGUGAAUAUUAUUGGUACGGGGGUUUUGGGCAUGUGCUAUGACUUGCAGCACGUGUCUGGCAUCGGGGCGUCGCCUGCGUCUGGCUGGGCUGAGGUAUACUCGCCAUCGAGAUCAUCGCUCUUUGGCGACAGCGACUUGUCCUCGCUGAUCGUGAGCUGUCAGGUCCUGCAGGGUGUGAUGGAUGGGUUUUGUGGUUGUGCCACGACUGUUAGUACCUGGGUUGCAGAGCUGACCAGCCUGGGUCGUAGGAGGUUUGCUUAUAUGUAUGGGGGAGUCAGCAUGGCGGUGGGCUUGGGCUUGUUGGCUGUUGUCAUGGGCAGUGUGAAAUGGAGUCGGGGAUUCGAGAGUCCGACCUGCACGAGUUGA
Messenger RNA from Talaromyces rugulosus, 1389 nucleotides. RefSeq lists its product as uncharacterized. The transcript has a single exon. The record is from RefSeq and is a predicted model, not a curated record. Bases 1 to 1389 code for a protein of 462 amino acids. Gene Ontology annotation, molecular function: fluoride transmembrane transporter activity. Gene Ontology annotation, cellular component: membrane. Gene Ontology annotation, biological process: fluoride transmembrane transport. Lineage: Eukaryota; Fungi; Ascomycota; Eurotiomycetes; Eurotiales; Trichocomaceae.